ACAUCUGAGGGAAAGAAGCCUGAGACUAGAAUCAGCCAAGCUGUUAAACUCAGCCUAGUUUGGUACAGUGGUUCCAUACAGCUUGUUUGAUUGUUGUUGUUUUUUACUAUACUCUAGAGUAAACCAGUUGGCUGCUACUAGUUGGCUUGUGACCUUUUAAACUGUAUUUCUGAUAGAAUUAGAAGUUGCAUUCUAGAAAACUUGUCAAUCAAGAGACCACCACAGAAAAAGCUAUGUCUUAUACAUCCAAGCUUCCUGCGUCUUGGAAUGAUAAACCUCCUUCUCGCAAAGUGGAAAUUGACCUGAGUUCCCCUGGAUUGGCCGUGUUUGAGUUGGAAAGACUGUUGUUUACUGGCAAAGCCAUCAUCAGCCACGCAGACGAAGUCUGGCCAAGGCUUUACAUUGGUGACCAACACAGUGCAGAGAACCUGGCAGAUCUAUCCAAGCAUCGAGUCACUCAUAUCCUCAAUGCAGCUCACUGCAAACGCGGAGCACAGCCAGACAUCUACGAGGGCAUGGGGAUCACCUACAUGGGAAUAGCGGCUCAUGAUUCCUGCGGCUUUGACAUCAGCGUCAACUUCCAGGCAGCCGCGGAAUUUAUCCACAUGGCUCUCGGCAGGGGAGGCAAAGUGUUGGUGCACUGUCAGGUAGGAGUGAGCCGCUCGGCCACCCUGGUCCUGGCUUACCUGAUGCUGAAGCAGGACCUGAGCCUGGUGGAGGCUAUUUGUGCUGUGAAAGAUAACCGGGGUGUCAUCCCCAAUCGGGGUUUCCUGCGACAGCUGAUCAGACUGGAUGGCCGGCUCCUUCGCACACGGUGAACUCUACCUGGUAGCGCUACUGGUCGGAUUGCAUGAGUCCAGAACAUAGGAGAAAAUACAUGACAAGAUCAAUAAUUUGGCAUAUUGUUUAAAAUAUAAUAUAAUAAGAUACAUUGGUACGUCCCUGACCAUUGUUAGUGGCCUGUGUCUUUCCGUGUUUUGCAGACAGCCCAGCUGAAGGCUUAAUUGAUGGUCCAUGCCGAUUGGGUGCGUGGUCAGAGCUGGCCCCUUUAAAACUUUUGGAGGACACCCAGGGGCUCGUGCAUGGAGAGAGGCAUGGGCUGCUUUAGCUGCCCCCCGCAGGGACGCAGUCCACCAGCCGCGGAAAGACAGUCCGAGACGGAACCCCCACGAUGCGUUAUGGCCUAUUGUUUUGCCUUUGUUUCUUUGCAACUUUGAGUUUUUGGGGACUUCAUAUAAGACGAAUAAAUUUGUGAUUACUGUUUGCCCUAUCCGCUGAUGUCUGCUAGUUUCCUUAUUUCCCUCGUGUUUGUUUUGUUUAUGCUGCUUAACACCUGCAGGGAACGUAACAUGCAUUUCCAUUCUACUUUUGAUAAUAUUGUUUUUGAAAAGGUAUUGACGCCAUCAGAUUACUUUGUGGAUUGAAAAAUAUAUUUGAACGCAAUCAGUGAUAGCUUAAGGCUUAGUAAUUUUAGAAUUAAUAAUCUUGCCCAUCAAGAGUAUUUGUUCUCUGUUGCGUUCAGUGAUAAUAACCAUAAAUGGACGAUUGAACUUCCAGAAAGUGGGUCGUAUUGUAGGACUAUACAGCCUGCAGCCUGGUCUUCUUAACGCUUCAAUUGUAAAUAAAUUUCCAGGCUUGGCUCCGGCCUCAUCGACAUCCAGGGUUGCUUGGUGGCGACCUACAGCGUGAAGGAGGAUGAGUGAGAUGAGAGAUGCACGGCAUAUAGAAUAUAUGUGUCAAUUCAAAGUGUCUUUCUGUCCUUACUUCCGAGACUGAGAGUUUGUUCCCAUAUGAAAUGCCACUCAAAUUCGCACGUUCACCAAACAUGUCCGUCAUUCCCAUUUCCAUCAACACAUCAUUCAGUUUGUAGGAAGUCUUGAUGGAGAACUUUGGAAUAUAUACCCUAAAAUUGGUACUAGAAAAAGAAGACUAAUAUCUAGAAAUUAAUCCGACAGCAAUACCUAACCUGGACAAAGCUGAGUUGUUAAUACAGUGUUAGACCGAUUUUAAAAAUCAAAAAUGUAGGAAGUUAAAUUCCCCUGACCUGCAAUACAACGAGCUGACCCAUUUGGUGACGCGGUCCGGGCUAAUGGCCUUCUCCAAAGUCGACAUCUUGUCAGGU
This is a messenger RNA of Pungitius pungitius (ninespine stickleback), 2122 nucleotides long. Its product is annotated as dual specificity protein phosphatase 26-like. Lineage: Eukaryota; Metazoa; Chordata; Actinopteri; Perciformes; Gasterosteidae. Gene Ontology annotation, molecular function: MAP kinase phosphatase activity; protein tyrosine/serine/threonine phosphatase activity. The transcript has 3 exons. The record is from RefSeq and is a predicted model, not a curated record. The coding region runs from base 234 to 818 and encodes 194 amino acids. Gene Ontology annotation, biological process: protein dephosphorylation; negative regulation of MAPK cascade. Gene Ontology annotation, cellular component: cytoplasm.